AUGUUAAGAGAAUAUAAAUUAGUAGUUGUUGGAGGUGGUGGUGUUGGAAAAUCAGCAUUAACAAUUCAAUUAAUUCAAUCACAUUUUGUUGAUGAAUAUGAUCCAACUAUAGAAGAUAGUUAUAGAAAACAAUGUACAAUAAAUGAUGAACAAGUAUUAUUAGAUAUUUUAGAUACUGCAGGACAAGAAGAAUAUUCAGCAAUGAGAGAACAAUAUAUGAGAACAGGAGAAGGAUUUUUAUUAGUUUAUUCAAUAAAUUCAAGAAAUUCAUUAGAAGAAUUACAAUCAUUUUAUGAACAAAUUCAAAGAGUUAAAGAUAGUGAAAAUGUUCCUGUAUUAGUUGUUGGAAAUAAAUGUGAUUUAGAAAUGGAAAGACAAGUUAGUUAUGAAGAAGGUCAAGCGUUAGCAAAUAGUUUUGGUUGUCCAUUUUUAGAAACUUCUGCAAAAAUGAGAAUUAAUGUUGAAGAAGCAUUUUUUGAUUUAGUUAAACAUAUAAAUUAUACUGAAUAUUUAUUAAAAAGAAGAGACGAAAAAGAUGGUAUAAUAGAUUCAAAUGAAGCAAAUAAUAAUAAUAAUCAACAACAAAAUGGUAUAGCGGAUUCAAAACAACAACUGCAACAACAACAAAUAACGAAUGGGGGAGUAACGUCAGGAGCUAAUACAUCACAAAGUAACAAACAACAAUCGAGUAAAACAAAUGGAACUAAACCAUCAUCAACUAGAAAUAAUCAAUCACAAUCUGCAGCUGCAGAAAAAUCAAAAUCUGGAUGUUGUGUAAUAGUCUAA
Molecule: messenger RNA, 786 nt
Organism: Lodderomyces pseudojiufengensis
Lineage: Eukaryota; Fungi; Ascomycota; Pichiomycetes; Serinales; Debaryomycetaceae
Gene: RAS1
Product: Ras family GTPase
Exons: 1
Coding region: 1-786 (261 amino acids)
Biological process (GO): signal transduction
Cellular component (GO): plasma membrane
Molecular function (GO): GDP binding; GTP binding; GTPase activity
Source: RefSeq, a predicted model, not a curated record